Molecule: messenger RNA, 1710 nt
Organism: Paraglomus occultum
Lineage: Eukaryota; Fungi; Glomeromycota; Glomeromycetes; Paraglomerales; Paraglomeraceae
Source: the annotation of a GenBank genome assembly
AUGAGUUAUGAAAUAUUAGCAAACAACGUAAUACGAGUAACUGCUUCAGACGGUUGCUCACACAACCCUUCCAACACUACUGUAACAGAAGAACCAGACACCAGUAUGAAUUACUAUCAUUACUUGCCCACAGAGGAGAAAAAGAAUCACGAUUGGAGGAAAAGAGUAGGACAGAAAUUAGCUAUUAGACUCAAGACAUAUGGUGUUGAACUUGAUCCGGACACAGCAGUGUUGGAGAAUUGGCCAAGCGGGUAUGAGCUAUACGAACAUAGAACCCGAAAGGAUAGUACGCAGAAAAUACGCACAGAUGUUUACUUGUUCGGUCGCCAUAGAUUCCGAUCUGCCAACGAAGUAGAACCACACAUUUUCUGGCUAAUAACAGACAAAACACUUCCAUGCCAAUGUAAAUACUGCACAAAAAGCAGGGUAGUACCCAAUAACAACACUAUAACAGGCUCAUCUGAAUCAUCAAUAGUCAAAAAGACAGAACCAGCCACAUUGAAAACAGAAUCAUCGACAUCCUUACAGUUUAAGCGAUAUUUUGCAUUUCGCACUGGAGAAUUGGUCUGGGUAGACUUGAAAGAUAUUGGAGACGCAACAUUUAUUCCUAUGGUUCGAUGGAAUGAUGGGAAAAUGAGAUAUUGGCCGUCAAUAAUAUGGACUCGCGACAGGCAUACCGACGUAAAACCGGGUGUUCCUGUCGUACUACACUAUCAUGUCAAACUACUACGUAUACCCAAAUGUAGACGACUCAAAGAAACCUCUCUUAGGCCAUGGUUAUCGCACAUUGCGAUGAUUACCCCCGAAGAUACAAGUCCAUCUCGGAACAAUGUAACAGACCUCAUACUCAAUCAGGAUUACAUAUCCGCCUUCGCUAUUGCUCUAAAUGCAGCACGCAAAUACACGGAGAGCUACGCAGUAGAAUCUCCGUAUCGAUACAGAGAAACGGAAUAUCGCUUAUUAUCCAUAUCUGACAUCAAGGAAAAACAACGCCUCCAGCUGAUGGCCCAACACGUACAUUACCAUUACAUUUGGAUCGGAUCAGAACAUGUGUAUGAGGACGAUGUACUUCGCCUGAAACCUGAAGCGGAUGAAAAAUAUUAUCUUCGCGUAGCUAGUAUCUACAAACAUCCCGAAAAAGGUAUCCAGUUUACAGGAGAUCUAUAUACGCGAGGCCAGGCUUUGAGAAAUGUCCCAGAGACUGUGGACGAUUAUUCAUGGGUACCAUGUAAUUCAGAAGAGGAGGAGUUUACAAUUGACUUAUGCGAUGUCGCCGGAAGAUUUUAUGCUACGUGGCCGGAUAUUGAGGGCUUGUCCAAAGCGAGGGAGCUGCUGAGGGUUCAUGUAAGACAUGAGUCUCUUGGCUGCGAUUGGAAGCAGAAUGGGUUUGCCGGUGAAAAUGCCGCAACCACUGGACGCGCUGCAAAACGGGGCACAAUACUGAAGCUCCCUGGUGAAAAUUUAAUGCGUAAACACAGGAGAGUAGAGAAAACUGGUGCCAACAAGAGUAACAGGAGAGACGAAGGCAAUGGAAGUGGAAGUACUGCCGCUCAACCUGCUGUCACUCGCCCCAUCACUACUCAACCUACAGGUACUCCACCUAUUGCUACCCAGUCGCCUGAUCGAUCCAUCACGACUCAACCCAUUACUACUCAAAUUGCUACCCCAAGUACAUCAACUAACGCAGCGGCAACCAUUCAGGCAAAUUGA